This is a messenger RNA of Talaromyces marneffei, 768 nucleotides long. RefSeq lists its product as uncharacterized. Gene Ontology annotation, molecular function: ATP binding; protein kinase activity. Gene Ontology annotation, biological process: signal transduction; protein phosphorylation. NCBI's taxonomy places the organism in Eukaryota, Fungi, Ascomycota, Eurotiomycetes, Eurotiales, Trichocomaceae. The record is from RefSeq and is a predicted model, not a curated record. Gene Ontology annotation, cellular component: cytoplasm. The coding region runs from base 1 to 768 and encodes 255 amino acids. The transcript has a single exon.
AUGUCAUCAAUAUCAGAAAUCGUGCCUCCUCAAUUUGUCGCCGCAGGAUCAUUCAGCUCGAUCCACACUUUCGGUAGUGAUCAUGUUAUUAAGCGCCCUUCAUCGGAUGAAUUUGCUCGGCAGGCGUUCGACAUCGAAGUCAGCGCAUACAAGCGGUUAGGUAACCAUUGUCGAAUCGCUGUACUUAGUCGUGUGACAAAUGAAGGCAUCGUUCUAGAACGUGGCGAAUGCCUUCGCAAAAUAAUCCACGGGCCGGAAUCAGAAAAAAUCACGAUACGUACAAGACUCCGUUGGGCCCAGGAGGCUUCGGAAGGUCUGUCCUACAUCCACAAAAACCGCAUUAUACAUGCGGAUGUUGGUUGUCAUAACCUUAUCUUGGAUCGGUUAGGUCAUAUAAGGUUCAUUGACUUUGCCGGCUCUGGUAUGGAUGGCAAGCCUCCAUUGGUUUGUUACGAAUGGUGUGCCUCUCGCGGUGACUCUACAACUACCGAGAAAACGGACAUAUUUGCGUUUGGAUCAACAUUAUUUGAGAUUGAGUCCGGCAACGUGCCUUACCAUCAGUUCCGCGAAACAAUGGAGAUAUUCGAAGCGUUAAGAGCAGCUGAACAACGCUUUGCUGCCGGAGAAUAUUCUAAUAUGGAAAAUCUUCUAUUCCGCCAUGUUAUCACAAAAUGCUGGGACGGGACUUAUUCCCGUAUGUUUGAAGUUGAGAAAGACCUUCAAAGUUUGGAAGUGGUAGACAAUGAAAUUAACCAAUCUUCUGCCUGA